Brienomyrus brachyistius is the source of this 3845-nucleotide messenger RNA. Its product is annotated as endoplasmic reticulum membrane adapter protein XK-like. NCBI's taxonomy places the organism in Eukaryota, Metazoa, Chordata, Actinopteri, Osteoglossiformes, Mormyridae. Bases 1231 to 2625 code for a protein of 464 amino acids. The transcript has 3 exons. The record is from RefSeq and is a predicted model, not a curated record. Gene Ontology annotation, cellular component: membrane.
UUUAAAUUAGUAUCAGUUCCAGGUGAUGCAUAUUGUUCUAAAAAUGUGCAAUAACAAAGGCAUUCUUCUGUUUGGGCCAUAUGCUGUCCUCGGGGUAUAUAACCAUUUUUUUACGUCUUAUUUACUUCUAUAGGCCUGCAGAAAAUCUGGGGGAGGAACGUGGUUGUUACAAGAUUACAUCAACGUUGGUAAAUGUGAGACGGUGAAGCUCGGGUGUGGCCAUUGUAGAAAAGAAUUGUCGCAACCUGCCCUAAGCGGUAUAUAGCUUUGUGAGUUUAAAUGUAGCAUUUAGUAAGCAUGCUUUGGUUUGGACUAGUUGGAUUUUAGGACCCAGGGGAAGCCGCAGAGCCGAAGGCUUGGGGGGGGGGGGGGAUAUGCAGUGUAAGCAUUUCUGGACGCUGCGGCCCCAGCAGAUUAUUUGGGGCCAGAUCUGAGCCCGAUACGUGGCCGGGCUAGCAUGGCGUCGGUGUGGAACGUGACUUUGGAUGGGAUUGUUUUUUUCGCCUUGAAAUGGGGCCACUUGGCCUGUCGCUUGACUCGGAUCUUCAGGAGGGUUUGUGGGGUGGCGGUGCUACAGACACCCAAGUGUGCACUAGUCUGAUAGGUUUCGAUUUAUAUUUUUCGUCGUUAUAAACACAGUGCCGUUAAAGUGUCAGUUAAUCCGUACAGAUGACGCGGUAGGUUAAGCAGGCAUCUUCCCGUCUUUGGCCUUGCGCCUUUGUGCCUCCAAGCUAGGGCCUGCAUGUUUUUAUUUUCUUUACACAGUUGUUGAGGAAUGGACUAUGCGGGGUGUUAAUGGCACAUAAUGAUUUAGUUAUUUCUCCUUAUCAUCAGUAAUGUGAUGUUUCUUUAAGGCCAGGCGCCGGUGUGUAAUCGUCAGUAACGUCGUUACAGCGGAGCGAAGAAUUAAAGUUGCCCAGUUUUUGCUUGAUAUUUAAUGUGAUGAAGUCAAGCAGCAUGCGAUCUAGUAGAUACCAGUUGAUAUACAGGCGACUCUCAAUUGAUACAGCGAUCGAUACAAAAAAGUGAGUUAGAGUAUAUAAAUUUUUAAAUGUAAUACUAGCAUGUCGCUCUACAUUUAAUUGCGAGAUAUAUAAGUAGAAUAAGUCUGGCGCAAAGCUGACAACGCCCAUUGCUCAGAAACAGGCUGAUCCGCGGCGAAGAAAUCGCUACUUUUGCGUUGCUGUGGUGACUUUGUGUCAAACAACUGUUACAUUCUUUUUCGUUACGAUGGAAGUUCCGGAAAACGAGAUUGUAGACUGCGGAGAGCAGGUACCGACAUUGCGCGCCCAGAACGGCUCGGUCUUGGUUGCAGACCGCAGUAACAUUCAGCCGCCGUGGGGCGUGCUGAUCGCCGCGGUUCUGUACUGCGCCGAGUUCGUCAGCGCCGCCGUGCUCUGCAGCUACUACCAUGAAAGUCACGACGACUUCUGGGUGGGUCUGACCAUUACCUUCGUCCUGGUGCCGUCCGUCCUGACGCAGCUGGCGCUGACAUUCAUCCACCGAGACCUGGGGAGAGAUCGCCCCCUCGUUCUUUUCCUUCAUCUUCUCCUGAUGGGUCCUCUUAUCAGGUGUGUUGAUGCCCUGGUGAUCUACUGCCAGGCAGGCAGGGAAGAGGAGCCUUACGUUACCAUCUCCAGGAAGAUCCUCUUGAAGAACGGCCGGGGCACACUCACGGAGUGGGAGACGGGUCACUCGGAGCGCAAGCUGGCCGUCCACCGCAACGCCUUCAAGCGCACUGUGCUUAUCCAGGCAUUCCUGGGCUCCACUCCACAGCUAACGCUGCAGCUGUACGUCAGCAUACAGGAGAAGGAGAUGCUCCCCUCUCGAGUUGUCCUGAUGGUCAUAACCCUCAUCUCCAUCAUCUACGGUGCACUGGUCUGCAGUGUCCUGGCCAUCCAGAUCAAAUACGAUGAUUACAAAGUGCGGGUACGGCCCGCAGCCUAUCUCUGCAUGGUCCUGUGGAGGGGGCUGGAGAUCAGCGUCCGUGUGACGGCUCUCGUGCUCUUUAGCACGGCGCUCAUCCACUGGAUGGCACUCGUGGCACUGGGCAACCUGUUCUUCUUCCUCUUCCUGCCGUGGGUUGAUUUCUGGGUGAGGAGGGCCUCCCUGCCCGAGAACGUGGAGAAGAACUUCAGCAAGGUGGGCACCACGGUGGUGCUGUGCAUGGUGACCCUCCUCUAUGCCUGCAUCAAUAUCUUCUGCUGGUCGGCCUUUCAGCUGGACCUGACCGACAGGGACCUGAUCGACAAGCGGCCGCGCUGGGGCUGCCUGGCCAUGUACUACUGCGUGCGCUUGGCGGAGAACCUGAGCCUCAUCGUCCUGUGGUAUUUCUUCAGGACGGACUUCUACGAGUAUGUGUGUGCACCGCUGCUGGUGGCUCAGCUGCUGGUCUGCUACGGCAUGGCCGUGCUCUUCAUGCUGCUGUUUUACCAGUACUGCCACCCCUGCCGGAGCCUCUUCCACCACAACGUGGCAGACUGCCUGGCCUGCGUCUGCUGCCGGCGCGACCUGGAGGUGCAGCCCAAGCCGGUGAGCCUGCAGGCCCGACGGCGGCCCGACCUCACCAGCCAACUGGGCGAGCGCGAGACCGCCAUAACGGACGACAUCAUGGACGCGGCCUGAGAAUGUGCCUUUGCCGUCGGCUAGGAGACUUAUUGGCGAUCUGCCCUGGACCGUUCGCCGCGAGAUUCAUGAUGUGGGGCCCAUGACUGAGCCGCCAGCUCAACUUCGCAACACAGAGCCUUGGAACAAUUGGUAAUCCGCUCAGGUGAUGACAAAGCUCAUGGGAGUUCUAUUUACACGAAGAUAUUCUCAGGGCAGAACAAAAAAAUGAUUCAUUCAGAGAGACGACCAAUCAGACUGUAGAGGACGUGGGUCAAUGCAACUAUAGGAGGAGGGACCAACCAAUCAGAUGUCUUGGUCUUCUAGUUUUUUUUGGGCCCACCUCCUCUUUCGCCUGAUUGGUUAUCUUUCGGAACCAAUAAUUUUUGCUUCUGCCCUUGGUGCAAGUAAAACUCCCUCUAACGAUGAAGCUGUGGUUCUGUUCGGGGUUACUUGGUGCACCAUUUUCCACUGUCCGUUAUAAUUUUAAGUAAGAGAGAAGAUGCCGUGAAAGUGUGUCCAAAUGUUAAUGUAAUAUACAUCAGGUCUGUUUGUUGUGCAAAAUGUUCUUUAGGGAACCUAUUUUAGUCAGUAGUGUUAAAAACAUGCGUAAGAAUGUAUUCAGGAUUAUUUAAAAUGCUACACAAGUGUCAUGGUAAGUGGGCAGGAGUGUCGGCUGAAUGCCUGAUGUAUUCAGGUCAGAUACAGCCAGGUGUGGCUGCCUACUUACUGCACUCCUGGUUUAUAUAUAUUUAUCUAUGAACAAGCUGAUACUCAGGGCCAGACUGAGACUUUCUGUAGAGCUGCUCCCCAUUGCUAUUCACCUGCACUUUAAAGCCCCCUGUUUCUAUAGAUACCAAGCAGGCUUAUCGGUAUUUGCACCCCGCUGCCUGCAGAUCUUGUAUGCAAUGAACGUUUCAGACGCAGUCUCUUGCCUUAAGCGCAGAAUUCACGCGGACAAGUGACAGCUGUUUACACACGUCGGCGAUUUGCGACGCCCCUGCCUUAAUUCACGGCGUUAAGAUUACGGAAGUAACCGGAACUGAAGCUGCAAUACUGGUGUGUUUGGGAGGAGAUGGGGGAUCCUGAAAUGCCUCCAGGCUUGGAUCACCCACACUAGUCGUGUGUGUGUGUGUGUGUGUGUGUGUUUUGGUGGUGGUGUUUUGGUUUAUCCAGAAGUGCCUGUUUGCCUUUUGUGUUUUAAAUAUGUGCCUGUUUAAAUAAACUAUUCCCUUCGCGAA